Octopus sinensis (East Asian common octopus) is the source of this 688-nucleotide messenger RNA. RefSeq names its product mitochondrial fission 1 protein. Gene Ontology annotation, molecular function: protein binding. Gene Ontology annotation, cellular component: mitochondrial outer membrane; peroxisomal membrane. The coding region runs from base 93 to 551 and encodes 152 amino acids. The transcript is spliced from 5 exons. The record is from RefSeq and is a predicted model, not a curated record. NCBI's taxonomy places the organism in Eukaryota, Metazoa, Mollusca, Cephalopoda, Octopoda, Octopodidae. Gene Ontology annotation, biological process: mitochondrial fragmentation involved in apoptotic process; peroxisome fission; autophagy of mitochondrion.
CAUACAUCAUCGAAGGAGGGGGAAGGGAGAGAGAAAGCCAAACAAAGGGAAAUCACUCUUCUGUCGGCGGAGUCCUCUUUACAGAAUCUAUCAUGGAUGCCGAAGCAAUCAUUUAUGAUUACGUUUCUGCCGAAGAUUUAAAGAAGUAUGAACAGCUGUAUCUCGGUCAAGAGAAGCGAGGCGUGAUCCAUGAAAGUACUUAUUUUGAUUAUGCUCUCUGUUUAAUCCGGAGCAAAUAUUCAAACGACAUUCGGAAAGGAAUAGCAUUUCUUCAAGACAUCCUACAGAAAACCAAUGAUGAUCAAUCUCGCCGAGACUACCUCUAUUAUCUUGCCGUGGGCUUUACCAAGUUGAAAGAAUAUGAACAUGCACUACAAUACAUAAAGAUGGUUUUGAAUCUUCAGCCUGAUAAUCGCCAAGCAAUUAGCAUGGAGCAAUUUAUCAAGAAAAAAUUAACCCGAGAAGGCCUGAUGGGAAUGGCUAUAAUUGGCGGUGCCGUACUAACUAUUGGAAGUCUGGUUGGUCUCGGAGUUGCUUUGGCCAAGAAAUAAAAUGGACAAUGGACCUUUAAUGUUGGACAUUGAAAGUUCAACUUGAUGAACUCUUUUGGCUGUGCUGAGAAAAAAAAAAAAAAAAAAAGAAAAGAAAAGAAAAAGAAAAAGAAAAAUUCAAAACUAAAUGCAGACAC